AAAUUAGAAGCAAAAGAGGAAAGAAAAUUUCAUUUGACCAAAGAAAAAGAAAUUAAUUUUUAACAUUCAUUUCACUAACGUGUACUUAAAACAUUCGUUUAAUUUGCGUUCAUUUCACUAACGUGUUCUUGAAAUAUACAUUUAACUUGGUAUGUAAUUUGAAUUCCUCACGUUAUAUUCAAAAUUCAAAAAAGGAAUUAAAGUUCACAAAUUUACAGCCAGUGUGGUAACUACUGAACUGUAAUCCCUAUAAAGAUGGAAAACCAGACGUCUACUCCACUCCGGAAUCUCUUGAGAAUCUCCCGUUUAUAACCAAAUCCUUGGAAUCUUCCGUUUCUCACUAUAAAAACUCUCCAUUCAUUGCUUUCAGAUUUCCCUAUACCUCUCCACAUUUCUCCCUCCAAUGGCGGCCAUCACUUGCUCCGCCUCGGACCUCCAGCCCCUCCUGGGCCCCAAUGCCACUGCAGCUGCAGAAUACAUCUGCGGCCGCUUUGGUGCCGUGUCGAACAAGUUUGUCGACACGGGCUAUGCAGUUGACAACACGUAUCUUCUCUUCUCUGCCUAUCUUGUUUUUGCCAUGCAGCUCGGCUUUGCAAUGCUCUGCGCUGGCUCCGUUCGCGCCAAAAACACCAUGAACAUUAUGCUCACCAAUGUCCUCGACGCCGCCACCGGCGGCAUCUUCUACUAUCUUUUCGGUUUUGCCUUCGCCUUUGGAACUCCCUCCAAUGGCUUCAUUGGCAAGCAAUUCUUUGGUCUCAGCCAUUUUCCUUCCCCCUCUUUCGACUACGGCUACUUCCUCUACCAAUGGGCCUUUGCCAUUGCAGCUGCCGGAAUCACUAGUGGUUCGAUCGCCGAACGGACCCAAUUCGUGGCCUAUUUGAUCUAUUCAUCUUUCUUGACCGGAUUUGUGUACCCGAUUGUGUCACAUUGGUUUUGGUCUGCAGAUGGAUGGGCUAGCCCUGCUCGUGCUGAGAAUCUCUUGUUUGGUUCUGGUGUGAUUGACUUUGCAGGCUCCGGAGUUGUCCACUUGGUCGGAGGCAUUGCCGGUUUGUGGGGUGCCCUGAUCGAGGGGCCUAGGAUCGGCCGGUUUGAUCAUGAAGGCCGGUCCGUGGCAAUGCGUGGACAUAGUGGCACAUUGGUUGUUUUGGGCACAUUUUUGUUGUGGUUUGGUUGGUAUGGUUUCAAUGCAGGUUCAUUUCUCAACAUAUUGAAGGUUUAUGGUGAUAGUGGAUCUUACUAUGGACAAUGGAGUGCUGUGGGCCGGACCGCCGUGACAACCACCUUGGCCGGAUGCUCGGCAGCAUUGACUACCCUCUUCGGAAAGCGGCUGCUCUCCGGGCACUGGAAUGUCACUGAUGUGUGCAAUGGCUUGCUUGGCGGGUUCGCAGCUAUUACAUCUGGCUGUUCAGUGGUUGAUCCUUGGGCAGCAAUUAUUUGUGGGAUUGUGGCGGCUUGGGUUUUAAUCUGGUGCAACAAGCUUGCCGAGAAGUUGAAGUAUGAUGAUCCUUUGGAGGCUGCACAGCUUCAUGGUGGGUGUGGUACGUGGGGGAUCAUAUUCACGGCCUUGUUUGCCAAGAAGGCUUAUGUGAAUGAGGUCUAUCCAGGGCACCCGGAGAGGCCAUUUGGGCUGUUUAUGGGAGGCGGUGCCAAACUGUUAGCUGCGCAUUUGGUGCAGAUUGUGGUGGUUGCUGUGUUUGUGAGUGUGACGAUGGGGACAUUGUUUUUCUUGCUGCACAAGUUGAAGCUGUUGAGGAUUUCAUCAGACGAGGAAAUGGCAGGAAUGGAUGUGACGAGUCAUGGAGGAUUGGCUUAUGUCUAUACUGAUGAAAGUGGCAUGAAAUCUGGAUAUAUGGUGUCUAACACUGGUCCUCCACAUGUUUGAUUUGAUGAUCCUAGCUAGUUAGCUUUAAAUUCUACAUGCAUGUAUCUAUAGGUCCAUUAGGUAAUUUUAGUUUAUGAAACAUGUAGUAGCUGGACUUUGUUUAGAUUACAAAUGCAUUGAUUCUUCAUUUA
This is a messenger RNA of Rosa chinensis, 2013 nucleotides long. Its product is annotated as ammonium transporter 1 member 4. Gene Ontology annotation, molecular function: ammonium channel activity. The coding region runs from base 404 to 1882 and encodes 492 amino acids. The transcript has a single exon. NCBI's taxonomy places the organism in Eukaryota, Viridiplantae, Streptophyta, Magnoliopsida, Rosales, Rosaceae. The record is from RefSeq and is a predicted model, not a curated record. Gene Ontology annotation, cellular component: membrane. Gene Ontology annotation, biological process: ammonium homeostasis; ammonium transmembrane transport.